Molecule: messenger RNA, 2056 nt
Organism: Phalaenopsis equestris
Lineage: Eukaryota; Viridiplantae; Streptophyta; Magnoliopsida; Asparagales; Orchidaceae
Product: cyclin-D5-3-like
Exons: 6
Coding region: 237-1184 (315 amino acids)
Biological process (GO): regulation of cyclin-dependent protein serine/threonine kinase activity; mitotic cell cycle phase transition
Cellular component (GO): cyclin-dependent protein kinase holoenzyme complex; nucleus; cytoplasm
Molecular function (GO): cyclin-dependent protein serine/threonine kinase regulator activity
Source: RefSeq, a predicted model, not a curated record
AAGAAUUAAAGGAUUUAGUAACAAAUUGGCGCUCGUUUUCAGCGUGAAUAAUAAAGAUCGAGUGAGAGAAAGAAAUGCAGAGAGUGAGGAGAUCAUCUCUCCCCCUGGUCUCCGUCCCCUUCCUGUAACCGCAGCACACUCCGACCAAAUGUCUCUCCUUCCCAACUAUAUCCCUUGCACACGAUCCGGCGGUUAAUCCACCGGAAAGUUUUCCAGCGGUUUCUGUUUCUGUAUCUAUGGAGCUCUUCUGUCCCGAAGAUGGAAGCCACCUUGCUUUUUCCGACGAAGACGAAGACGAAGACGAUGAAGCCAAUGAAAUCUCCAUUUUUUCGAACGGCCCCUUCCUCUCUCAAGCCGAUGACGAAUAUAUAGAAGCUCUCGUCUCCAAAGAGAUGACCUUUACAAAAUCAAACCACUCCUCCUCCGGCGAUCGUCUGCACUGCGAGAGAUUCGAAUCCGUCCAUUGGAUACUCAAAAUGAAGGCCUGCUUCGGUUUCAGUUCACAGACCGCGUACCUCGCAGUGACUUACUUGGACCGGUUUCUCCACAGGCGGACCAUCGAUGAGGGGAAGAAAUGGGCGAUGAAGCUUUUAUCCAUAGGUUGCUUAUCCCUGGCGGCAAAAAUGGAGGAAUGCACGCCGCCACUUUUGACAGAGUAUCGAUUCGAAGAUUACAACUUUAGCAGCAAAGUGAUUCAGAGAAUGGAGCUUCUUGUCUUGGAUACAUUAGAAUGGAGACUGAACUCAGUCACUCCAUUUGCUUACCUUUGGUAUUUUGCAUCAAAAUUCCACUUUAAGAACUGCUCUGGAAAGCUACUCCCUAUAGCUAUCCGAUUCAUCUUUGUGGCGGUAAAAGCUAUGAAUUUGAUUGAUUACCGCCCUUCAACUAUAGCUGCUGCAGCAAUCAUAGCUGCAUCUGGUGAGGAAUCAACUAAGAAGUUAUUCGAAUCUAACACUAGCGUGCUCUCACUGCCUGAUCCUUCAGAAAGAGAGCAUGUAUUUACCUGUUAUAAAGCAAUGAUUCGCGAGUCACAAAAGGAGAAAAAGAGAUCACAAAAGGUAUUACUUUCACUGGAAAUAUCAUCAAACGGUGCAAAUCUACAAAACUCGAAUAAUUUCAUCGAUAUCACCAAUUUAUCUUCCACCAUCAAUAAGAAAAGAAGAAUUCAAUCACCUCAUGGUUAGUACAGUAUUUCAUAAUAUGGGAAUGAAAAAGAACCUUCACUGUUUUAGCUUCACUGCAAAAAAGAUGGGAGAGAAAAAGUGAAAACUUUUUUAGCACCGAGUCCCAAAGCCGACUGUACGUUUGAAAAAGGAGGAUGAAACGGAAAAAGGUUGAAGGCAACAAAGAAACCAUUGAAGAGUGUUUGGUGGUAAGCUUGGAGCUCGAAAGCUAGCCUUUUUUUGGUUUACAGCCCUUGGCUUUCCUUGAUGUAUUUUUACCCGUUAUUCAUUGCAUUUUAUUGCAUUUCUUGUUUUUCUCUGAUGGAGUUUGAUGUGUAAAGAUGCUGAUAGAGAAUGUGCCCCUAUAUAUAUAUUUUUUUUGAAUUGCAGCUCUAUUUAUGAUUAACAGCUUUAAUGGUGUUGGAAAAAAAGGUGAUACAGUGUAAUUUGACUUAUUCGAAUAUUGGGAAAGGAUGAAGUUACUAUUAUAAUAAUUUUAUUUUAUUUUUUAUUUUAUUUUUUUGGGAAAGAUGAGAGUCCUGGGUCAAUUAUAUCAUAUAAGGGAGAUGUAAACAGUACAGUUUAAAAAAUUAGCUAUUGAAUAUUUGGCUUGUGCAGAACAAAAUAAAGAAACUAUAAUAGAAAUAGCUAUUGAAAACUAGCAGCAUGUGGGUGGCUAAUUAGUCUUUACUUGCUACGAUAAGUAGAGAUCCAAGAGGCAAAAAACGUUUUUCAUCGAGUCUUACUUAUAAUUUUUUAAAGUAGUACUCAUGUUUUUUUAAAAUACUAAUUUGUAUUGAUAUUAAGCUUGUAUAAACACCCGUGAUAGUGGUUGAGGAUUUAGUUCCCCAAAAAAAUCAACAGAUGCACUUCAAACUGUUAUCUUCAUCCAU